AGAAAAAAAAUUACGCACCACAUACCACAAGUGAUACGUAGCAGUGAACGCCCACUGAAAAAAGCUAUAACGUAAAAAAAAAGGUGCAAAAUAAAAAGCCGACUGCACCUGUAGAACGAAACCAGUGUAACCAGUUUAAAAUGCGUUACUCUGUCGUGGACAGUAGUAUGUGUCUUUUGACGUCUUGACUAAGGUCAAUGGAAACUAGUGGAUGGAGUCCAUUUCGUCUGUCUUGGCCGUUCUAUCGUCUUAUUUAUCCGGACACCAAUACGUACAGGAUACGAACGACCUCGUCUGUUCCUAACAUAGAAUUUGUAACGCUUGAUUAGAGCUGAUGCGUUUGGUAGUGGCGUUACCUGUGUCCGCUAUUUCGUGUGUGUCUCUGUUUAAGGACCUUCUCCCGGAAUAGCUUUCUGCUGUUUCAAUAGUGUGAUCUACCGACUCGUGCAGCAUCAUGAACGUCAAGAAACCGCACGUUUUACGUAACCUGAGUGAAGUCCCAUCAGUGCUGGCAUUUUCUCAAACUGCCCCCGACGCAGAUGAUUUCGGUGGAUCCAUUCGUAUACUUUUAAGAUGGAAGGGUAGCAUUUACAAGACGAUAUGGAAAGAUUUGUUGGUCUAUUACGGACUCUACUAUUUAAUCACAAUCAUACACAACUAUCUUCUCGAUGAAAGCGGCAAAAUAGCAUUUGAGGCGUUGGCGAAGUAUUGCUUAAAAAAUUCCAAUUCCAUUAACGUGAUGAUAAUGCUAACGUUCUUUACGACAACCGCCAUGCAUCGUCUUUUUGCCAUGCAAACUAUGAUUCCUGGGACAGCCAAAGUUAUCACAUUUUUUAUCCUGUCAAUCAAGCCAAAUUUGCCUGAAGGUCCAAUCGUUGUGGAACGAUUUGCACGUUGGACAGUGCUUGCAUGGAUACUCACUUUUCGUACCGUGAGUAAACCAUUACGUACCAUGUUUCCCGAUAUUCUUUCACUUCAACUAGCCGGAAUCAUCAAAGAGAAAGAAAGAUUGCUUUUAGAGAGAGUGGAAACCGAACGGAAUAAAACGCCACGCGCCUUAAUGGUCAUUGACUGGAUGCUUUUGUUAAUGAAAGACUGUUUCAUACAAAACCGAUAUGCAGAGAAAUCCAAUUACCUUAAAGUUAUUGAAGUGGUUAUGGCCUUCAAGAAAGGCUGCGGCAACACAAUUAAAUUUGCAACAAAGAACAUGCCGUACGCCCUCAUUCAGGCUGUAAUGAUUGUGGUGUACACUUACGGCUUUGUAACGUUGAUGGCUCGUAAUGUUGAAGAAGCCAGUACCUGUUCAUUCAUGGAAGUAAUCGUUAAUUACGUCCCAGUAAUUCCCAGUAUGCAGUUUUUCGUCUUCCUCGUUUGGCUUAAUUUUGGUCGAGUCGCCGUAAAUCCGUUUGGAACUGAUGACGACGAUAUUGACGUUACACUUUUAUUUCAAACUCACGUCCAGGAUUGUUUUCGAUUGGCGAAUCUCUAUUCUCAGGAUUUGGAACACAUCUUUGGCCAAAUGCCUCGGCACCAACAUAAUCAAGAACCGUCACCCCAAAGUGCUGCCCCUAUGUAAAACCUUUAGACGAUUGUGGAGUAAAUGCGAGACGGGCUAUUAGCAUGUACAUAAGCCAACGUGAAUGAAAAAUGUAUACUUGUUUUUGCGUACGAUCUUGUCAUCAAUCUAGAUGUGGUCGAGCAGUCGAUACAUGGUGGAGCAGCUUUGAAUUUCUAUACAAGCAUAUUUUAAACACUUCCGGGCCUAAAAUACG
Daphnia carinata is the source of this 1772-nucleotide messenger RNA. Its product is annotated as bestrophin-2-like. The transcript is spliced from 10 exons. NCBI's taxonomy places the organism in Eukaryota, Metazoa, Arthropoda, Branchiopoda, Diplostraca, Daphniidae. The record is from RefSeq and is a predicted model, not a curated record. Gene Ontology annotation, molecular function: chloride channel activity. The coding region runs from base 455 to 1576 and encodes 373 amino acids.